Molecule: messenger RNA, 903 nt
Organism: Struthio camelus australis
Lineage: Eukaryota; Metazoa; Chordata; Aves; Struthioniformes; Struthionidae
Source: RefSeq, a predicted model, not a curated record
AUGGACCCUAUUUUUCACAUUUUUCUUCUUCUUCUGGCCUUUCACAGGAUAAACCCCUCUCUUUCGUCUUGUGUCACAGGAUGCUCUUGCUCUAAAGACAGUUUUGGAAGGAGUUUGCUCUGUAUGUCUGCGCUGCUAACGAAGAUCCCUGAAAAUAUCCCUCAAGACAUCAGAAAAAUUAGGAUAGAAAACUCUCACCUAACAGAAUUGCCGCGUGGGUCGUUUUCAAAUGUCAGUGCCUUGGAGUACCUUUGGCUCAAUUUUAACAACAUCACGGUUAUGCACCUGAAGAGCCUAGCAGACCUGCAGGCCUUGAAGGAGCUGCGGUUGCAGGGGAACAAAUUAAGCUCAGUGCCAUGGACAGCAUUUCAGGACACCCCAGCUCUGAAAAUCCUGGAUCUGAAGCACAACCGGCUGGAUGUCCUCCCUGAACAUGCACUCAGGUAUCUGCCUAACCUGACCUAUUUAGAUCUAUCCUCAAAUCAGCUUACUGUCAUUUCCAGGGAUGUCUUCUCCAGCUGGCCCGUCUACCAGAGGAGCCAGCGGGCAGAAGGGAAGAUGGACCAUACUGCCAAUGCCGUCCUGGCCCUUCACGGCAACCCGUGGAUUUGCGACUGUCGCCUGAGGGGAUUUGUCCAGUUUAUCAAAUCCGUUGGCCCACCUAUUAUUCUGAUGAAUUCUUAUUUAACUUGUUCAAGCCCGAAAUUCAGGGCGGGGAAGUUUUUCCAUGAAGUGGAGCUCAACAGCUGCAUGAAGCCGCUUACCUCAGCCCUUGACACCAACCUGACAGUGCCAGUGGGGCUGAAUGUCACCCUGACCUGCUACGUGCAAGCCAGCCCUUCCCCAGCCGUCUGGUGGACCUAUGGACUCAAACUUUUAAGGGCAUUUAAUGCUCCAGCCUAA